Messenger RNA from Dermacentor silvarum, 3305 nucleotides. Its product is annotated as GTP-binding protein REM 2. The record is from RefSeq and is a predicted model, not a curated record. The transcript has 5 exons. Gene Ontology annotation, molecular function: GTPase activity; GTP binding. Lineage: Eukaryota; Metazoa; Arthropoda; Arachnida; Ixodida; Ixodidae. The coding region runs from base 544 to 1872 and encodes 442 amino acids.
UACAUCGAAAUUCUUCAGCCGAAAGAAACAGAUCAUUGCUGAAUAUAUGUGGCAUGGUCUCAACAGCGUUUUACGUAUUUCCUGGUAAUUGAAGUUAUCGAAAAGCAUCGCUGAAAUGUGAAGUGGCGUAAAAACAUUAGCGAAGACUCUGCAAGUUCUACUGAGUGAACCUGUUAACUGCAUUUCUGGGAUUACAUUUCAUGGCAUUCAACAGUUCAAUAGCUGCAUCGAACUCAUCGGGUUCGAUCACGUUGCACUUCUUCACGGCACAGCAAAGACCCAGUCAAAUUUGUUGAGGAAAUAACCUUACUCUUUUGCAAAGCAAGGCUUUUAGAGUACGGUCAUUCACCCACUGGACCACAAGUGACUACUCGAGUAAACUUCCGUAAGGACAACCGGCUGGUCCGACUACUUACAUUACUCCCUCUCCUGCACAAAUAACUUGUUGCGCACGAACUGCACAGUGCGCUUCUAACGAACUGUAAGUCCCUGCACUUGUCGUAGUUCAACGUUCGUGGAACGUCUCUGGUGCUCUUGAGUGACAUGGCGUCCGCCGAGCUCCACGCCAGGCGACGCAGCUGCGUCGCGUCUCUGACAGCCAAACCGGGUGAAUCUUCGACCACGGGUUCAGCGUCAGCACCCGCGGGCGUCGUCCCCGAAGUCCGGACCACGGGUGUCCUGUUCCACGACAGCCGCCGCAGUAGUUUGUCUCGCCAGAAAAACGAAAGUCACGCCUGGUCCGAUGGCUCCCCGACAAAGACACCGAGUUGGCGACUCCAUCUACAACCAUCCAACAGUGGUUCGCCGUCGCACACGUCAUCAAGUGCUGGGGCUACGCCAACUAAAGUGGCCGAGCCGACGACGUCCACUGCCGGCUCCGGUGGAGACAACAAGACUACCCCUUCUUGGAUGACAAACAGAGGUCACGCCACUGCGUCAGCUGCGACGGCUGCUCUGAACCUGGUGACGUGUCCGGUUCAGCCGUUGCAGAACGGCAAAGCGGAAACGGUCCGGAACUCUCCCAAAGUGAGGCCACGCUUCUCGCCCAACCGGAGUUCGACACCGAGCCGGUCGAGCCGGCAUUCCUUCUCGGUUGACUGCGGUGACGUCAUGCCUGGCAUGAGCCCUCACGGGUCGCUGCGCGGCCGUGGUGCCGGAACCGGAAGCGGCUCCUUCCUCAGCGUGACCGGAUCCCACGGUCAAACCAGCUCCAGCGCCAGCGUCAGCCCCGACGCGUCGGCGACCAACAAGUACCGCCUGGUCGUGCUCGGUGGUCCUCGCGUGGGCAAGUCGGCCAUCGUGCACCGCUUCCUGCACGACAGGUUUCUGCACGACUACAGCGCCACCGUCGAGGAGUUUCACCGCGGCGAGUACGACGUCGGCGGUGGCGCCACCGUCGCGCUCGACAUCCUGGACACGGGCGGGAGUUUCGAGUUUCCCGCCAUGCGGCGCCUCGCUAUCGACUCCGGCGACGCCUUUCUCCUCGUGUACGCGAUCGACGAGCGUGACUCGUUCGAGCUGGUUCGCAAGCUACGCGACGACGUGCUCGCGGCGCGCAAGGCGCCCCCUAUCGUUGUCGUGGGAAACAAGACGGACCUCGAGUCGCAUCGCCAGGUGCAGUCGCAGAUGGUCGAACCGAUCGUCUGCAUUGACUGGGAGCACGGGUGGGUGGAGUGCUCCGCAAAGGACAACACCAACAUCGCCAGAGUCUUCCAGGAGCUGCUGGCUCAGGCGCACUUCAAGAGCAAGGUUGCCAAGGCGACACAGAACCGCCGAAUGUCGCUUCCCGUGAACAGCUUCAGCCGAGACCAGCUCAGUCCGGUGUUCAGGCCCAAGGGCUCACGGAAGAGGACAAGCUGCGCAGUCUCAUAAGCCAACGAUGGGGAAAAAACCACCGACGAAGGCAGCCACAUCAUCCUUACCUGUUUUGCAGCCCAUGUCGGUUGAAUGUUUCCACUGAGAGCAGGCGGAGGGGUUGCAAUGCAUUUCACGGGAUCGGAUGACGCGGAAACCAGGUGUGACCAGCGAAACCAGUGUUCCCUAACCUCUCUACCGUUCCUGCUUUCUUUGCCGUCUUCUGGUGCUCGGUUUAGAGCUUGGGCUACAGUGUAGCGUUGCUUGAAGAGCCAAAUCGUUACUCUCACAAAAAUUUGUUGAAGACUCUAUAGGACGUCUAUAGAUGACUUUCUUUGAAGUGUUUAGAUAGUGAAAAGGCAGCUCUUGAGCUAAUUGGACUCAUGACCUGCCUUAAAGCUUUCGCCUAUCAAUGAAUCUAGACUUUCUGCAAAGAAGGUGUCUGGAAUGUCUCUGUAAGAUCACAAGUAAACCUAAAAAAAUAGAUUCGUUAUGAACUUAAAAGGCCUACCCUUAAAAAAGUCGCUACUGAAAAUCUGCUGCGUUUUUAUUGACAGUUUCUCCGUGCCUGUUUACUUUCUGAUUGGACGGAAUGAAAUAUCAUGCACAACUCUUGCAAGGGUCAGAUUCUGCGGAUUUGGCAUCACCAAAUAAUUAAAUGUGCAAGACUUCAAAACAUGCUACUUCGAUUUUGUCAACAGUCUAUAGAGUGCUGUUUAGAUUAUUUUUAAGGGCUAUUUCGUGUCACGAGUAGGCGUAGCGCCUCUCUCUCGUCGUGUGUGGCGAAUGAAGAGGUGUCGCGCGACUACAACCAGGAAUCUCAUUGAAGUGUUUCUAUUCCCACAUUCAUGUAUCUUGUAUGAAUACAUACUGCACCUUCUUGAAGCUUACUACGGCUACCCCGUUUAACUCAUUCAAGCGGCUACGAACAAGGUCCCAGAAGGAAGAAGUAAUCGUGCCCCAUGCGCCACACCCGCCGUUUCUGAUUGGCUCAUAGCUGUGGGUUGCAGUUGAUGAUGAUGAUGACCUUAAGGUCACUAAGUGUCGGAGCACGGGUGGUGUUUUUGCUUCGCGUUUACCUCACACGUUUGUUGUGGCAGUCUUUACAUCGCUUGUGAUUUUCGUGCGCUUUCGAGUUUGGAUGUACCUCGCGUCCAGCUUCUCUAGCCCACUUUGUGCUAACGUUGUUUUUUUAUGCAUUGUAUUUUCAAACUUCUCUGCGUCAUUUUAUCUCGCUUUCUUAUCUCCCGCGCUCAGAAUACUUGCCUCUCUUCACUAAAAGAAGGAAACGUCGGAGGUAUCCGAUUUAGAAGAAAUAUCAAUUAAACAUCUUUAUCUGAGCUUUGGUGGGUCCCAGUUGGCUGAUAAUCUGGAGAGAGCAACCGAAAUAUAAGAACAAAUUUAACAGCAAUUUUGACGUAGCUUGGAAGCACCUCUUGGCACAGAGGUAC